Molecule: messenger RNA, 14562 nt
Organism: Haliotis rubra (blacklip abalone)
Lineage: Eukaryota; Metazoa; Mollusca; Gastropoda; Lepetellida; Haliotidae
Product: C2 domain-containing protein 3-like
Exons: 52
Coding region: 27-9710 (3227 amino acids)
Biological process (GO): centriole elongation; cilium assembly
Cellular component (GO): centriole; centriolar satellite
Source: RefSeq, a predicted model, not a curated record
GAAUUGUUUCAGCAUCCUAUGACAGCAUGGGCUCUAUCCCCACCUCAGACAUCAGUCUCGAAACACAGACAACACAGGAGUCCACCUACCCCCACCGCUAUCAACCACGGCCACAUUUCAGUCAGCCUGUCAUGCCUCAGGAUGACCCGUUUGUCUCCCCUGCCUCUCACCUGGAUGCUGAUGGUCGGAAGAAGGAGAAUGGCUUACCUCAUCCCUAUACUGCUGAUGUGAAGCAGAGGCUGCAGUAUGACACCAUGGAAGCUCAACCUGUGCAGGAAGGCAGCACUGUGUCCAUCACUGCAGGUGGUCAAGUGGUCACCACCAGCGAGAAUCAAGUGCCCCAGCUGAAGUCUCUAUCUCCCAUACACAGCCAGUUCUCUGCCACAAGCAGGCCAGGUGCUGUUGUUGCAGCAGGCAGGGCCCCUUCCAGUGAUGUGCUGUCUGUGUUGCUGGAGCGUGGCAAGAAGCUGCGUGAUGCAAUGGCUGUGUCAUCUGUUGACAGCCAGGACCAGCACAAGAUGGUGGCAGCCGGAAUCAGGCCACAGGACAUUGUAGUCCCAGGGACUAAGGCCAUAAAUAGGAGCAGCUCUACUGGAAGUUUGCUGAAGGAAAUUCUACUUGCUGAGAAAGAUGCAGCUAGUGUUGUCAUGGCAACUGAUGACGUGAUAGCCAAUGACAUUAAUGCUAAAACUGUUGAUAUGGUGGUUGGCUCUCCAUUGCAAAAAAAUGAUUUCAAGAUGUUUCAACUUCUGAAUGGAGGUAGCCCAGGCACGAGUGUGUCGAGCGACGCUGCUGAUCUGAGUGAGACUGGAGACCCGAUUCAGGAGGACGCCAUCCUGCAGGAGCUGUUCUACAGACACUCGGAGAGUGAUGGCAGUGUUCUGACUGAGAUGAGCGGGGAUGAGAGGGACAAUCCUGUCAACACCAGUCUUGUCUCAAUGGAGGAUCCUGCUAAUGUGAGCCCUCCAUCGAGAAGAUCUUCACUGUCCAGCCUGUCACUUCAGUUUCCAGUAGAAGAGAAGAAGAAGCCAAAGAGAUCCACCUCAAAAACUCGAAAAAAGUUGAGGACAAGAGAAAAAACCAAAGGUUGUAAGGUUCAGAGGUCAAGGUCAUCGUCACAUUCAAGAUCAAGAUCAAGAACAAGAACACGUUCUAAGUUGAGACAGAGAGCCAGUAGUGCUAGUGAUGCAAGUGACAAUGAUGUUCCAAGUACCCCAAGGUCAGAGGUGUCUGUGUGUCCUUCGACAUGGCAUGCAUCAGAUGUAGAUGACCCAAUCCAAGACGUUCCCAAGUCAAAGACAGUGGAUGGACUGAGUGUGGAGAGACUGACGCUACUCGGACGCGUCCAUGUGGCACGGGUCAGUGUGGAUACGCUAACCUUGCAUGUGGAUCAGGACACGUCACUUGUCAGCAACCAGAGCAGCAAGGCAAACAAAGGAAAACGGAAAGGAAAACCACCCAGACCAACCAGCAAGUCGAAAAAACCUUGCACCUACUUCAUAGAAUAUCAGUUUCCAGUUGUGGCGACCUCCAGAGACAAAUACUCACCCAAUACCAUGGCAACAGAGGUCAUGAGAGUGGCUUCCAAGAACAUUAAAAAUAAUGUCGUGACAUUCAGUCAUCGGUCCGUUUUCCCCAUCAUGUUUGAUGGCAGCUCCAUUGAGAAAUGGUGGAAAUCUGCGCUUGUGUUUAAAGUCUUCUCCAGAGAGGCAGGACAGAAGAUUCCAACACCGGUGGGGUCGUGCGGAGUGUCCCUUAAGUCCAUCCUCAAGUCGGACAGUCUGUGCAGUGACCGGCAGCUGGAGGUCAGGGAGUCCAGUAGAAAUUCAUCCCUCAACUCCUCACUGCGCCACAAUAGUCUGUGUGGAGUCUUCGGGCAUCUCAAGACGGUGGUGGAGCUAGCCUCGGAUCACCGGGAGUUUGCUACGGCUCUUGCUAAGACCAAGCUGGUGGAGAUGAGUGGCAAGGCAAAGAUAGUUCCGAUCCCCGAACCUGCUCCAUCGUCUCAGACAGCCGGCAGCCUCAACUCUCUCCCUCCUCCACCAUUUGUAGUGCAGGCCAGGCAUGCAGAUUUCCUUGCCCAGUCGUCGUCUUCUCAAGAAAGCAAACCAAUGCCUUCAUUAUCAGCUCAAUCAUCCAAUCAUAUUUCACAACCUUUCAACAACGAUACCUCCAGCAUUGCUCAGAUAUCAUCAGUCAAUCAUCUACAGCAACUCCAUUCCGUCCAGCUGCAGACUGUCAGUCAGCCCCAAACCAACAACCAACCAGAAGUGAGUUCUUAUUUCUACCAGUUCCAUCAUAAUCUCGUUUUAGAAAGGGUUAAUGACAACUUUGACUAUAGAUGCUACAUGGUUGCAGCGGAGGUACCAGUUUUGCCUAGUCUUCCUCCUGCAUCUCGGGACCGGAGUUCGAGCGUGGUGUCGGGCACUGGAGCAGGGCGCUGCUUCAGUUCUUCCCUUCCCUCUGCGUCUGGUGCGCGGCCGCCCACCGAGUCGGGGUUCGGGUCCUCUUCGCGAGGAGACCAAGCCUCGGACUCGGGCUCGGGCGCCGAGUCCAUGGAUAUUGGGGAGGUCGAGGAGCCAGAGGGUGCCUUCCGUUUCUCGACGGUUCUGAAGGAAGUCCGGCUACGCAUUGCCGAGUACAUUCCCCAGGCCGCGACCUUGCUGGCCCUCCCCUAUCGUCUGGGAGCGACGCUGUUUCCUGGGGCCCAGCAGGUCAUCCCGGAGGCUGCCACUGCAGCUACCUCCUUCAAGGACUCCAAGGCCUUGUUGGAGCAGCCGCGGGCUUCUCGCCCCCGCGCUCCUGUUCCGGCUUCCUCCUCCGGGGUGCACCCUACACCCGAGUCUGCUGGCUGGCUUCGGCCGCUUGGCAGGGGUAGGCAGAGGAGCCGUCCCGCCCAGGGUAAGGGCAAGGCGCAGUCCUCUUCGACUGGCUCCCAGCCUUUACGCGGGCGCGGGAGUCUACUGCUGUUGGUCGCACCCUCCGCCUGGUGUUCCUCUAGAGCGGUGGAAAGGCAUGGGACGAAGUCCGCUUCCAAGAAGCCCCCUGCUUCCCCAGACAUCCCGCCGUCCGCAUCCAAGACUAGAGGGUUUUACUUCAUCGCAACGCAGACUCUGCACUUCCAGGCAGCGCCGACCUCUGAGGGGAAUUUCAACGCAACAGUGAGGUCAGCGCAGAUCAACAUGCAGCCUGAUGUACCUGAGGCCCGAUGUCCGAUGAUCUUCCUCAUCGAGGGUCCUGUCGCUACCAACGCAGAUAGGGCAGCAACUACUUCAUCGCAGAUCGCCCCAGACAACCUGAUGCGCCAGAUUAUGAAGAUGGUUACAAAACCUCAGUCUACAGGAGUGCCCCUCUUCACCUGGUCAACAGGCUUACCCAUGCUGAUGCAACAGCCUCCACCUACGCCAGGUGCUGGUGCUCGAGAUCUCUCAACACGGAACUCCUACCUUGUGUGUCGGAUGUUCUGGUGUAAAGAUGCUGUUCAUUCCUCAGUCUGCUGGGGCACGCUUCAGCCACAGUUCAACUUCCUACAGGUUGCUCCUGUUCUGCUGAGCCCAGCAUUGUUAGAGCGAAUGAGGAACAACUUCCUGGUGAUUGAAGUGUGGGACAAGAAGACAGCAGCUGGUGAUGACAAGCUGAUAGGUAUGGUGAAGCUAAGUCUUCAUCAGUUCUACAUGUCCUUCCGUGAUCAGAAGGUGGCCAACGCCCUCCUCAAGUCUCAGUAUCCUGUGAUUGCGGCGGACAACUACUUCGGCAUUACCGAUCCUUUCACCAGCUUCAACUUCGGACAACUCCGACUGGUGCUAGCAAUGGGUUCAGCGGAACAGAUUGCAAGUCUGCAGCGGAUCAAGCAGGAUGGAGAUGGUUCAGUGAUGAUCCCAGAGAGGCCGCUUAACAGUCUGGAGAGACAUGACAUAGCUGCCCAUGAUGAUACUCAUGGUCACCCUCCAUCCAUGGAUUCAGCAGUUGAGCAUGUGUUUGAGGUUGUGAUUGAGGCUAUUCGGGAUCUGAAGCUGUUUGACAACAUGAUGUGGGGAGAGACUGACUGCUUCAUCCAGUACCACUUCCCAUCCCAGGCCCAGACUAAACCCCUGUCUCAUGUCAAGAGCAUUGCUCCUUCCAUGAAGUGUUAUCGGACAGCCACCACCCUGUGUACACCAGACCCCACAUUCCACGACUGUACACGACACAAGCUACACCUGCCUCUGGGCACUCCAGUACAGCGGGAACUGCUUACAGCAUGUGCCAACUCAGGAGGAGGAGCAGGAGGACUUCCGUUCGAAGUCUGGUGCCGCUAUUACCAUCCUAACAUCAGGGAACAGGUCAUUGCUAAAGCGAUGCUGCCGUUAGCCAAGCUGUGUGCCAUGGUUACAAUGCAGAAACGGGGGGAGACAGCCAUCCAGAGUUUCUCUCUGCCGUUGUCUCAAGUCACCACCGAGUACCAGCUGGAAGACCCGGAGGCAAAAGCUAAGGUGAAGGACUCUGGGCUGAUGGAUGUCACUGUUAAUUACAAGACCAAGACUAUUAAGACUGAAUCGGCCUCAGCUGGCCAGCAAGCAAUCCUGACAGGCAGUCAAGUGUGUGUGUCUGUUGGAGUGAUACGAGCAACAGGGCUGAAGUGUGCAGCAGAAAAGGUGUCUCACCUUGACCCUGGAAUGCAGUAUGCCUCAGAAGUGGGUGUCAAUGCCUAUGUCCGGAUCAAGUUGUCUUUUCUCACUAAUGAGGGUGAGAGAAUAACGAAGACAGUUGCUCGGACAUUUUCCCCUGAGUUCUCCCACUACCUUGACUUCCCCUGUCCCUUGUUGUGGACAGACUCUAAGAAUGAUGGAACCAGUCUGGCUGAACUGCUGGAAAUGGGGGAGGCAACUUUCGAAGUGUGGCACCAAGUUCCAGGACUACAUGGAGGAACUGUAGGCCAGUAUGUCCCGACUGGCAGUCAGACAGUGAUGGGGAGGUGUAUGGUACAGAAGACUGUAUGUGUGGUGUAUGUUACAGGAACUGUAGGCCAGUAUGUCCCGACUGGCAGCAAGACUGUAUGUGUGGUGUAUGUUACAGGAACUGUAGGCCAGUAUGUCCCGACUGGCAGAACUGUAGGCCAGUAUGUCCCGACUGGCAGCCAGACAGUGAUGGGGAGGUGGGUACAGAAGACUGUAUGUGUGGUGUAUGUUGUGCGAACUGUAGGCCAGUAUGUCCCGACCGGCAGUGAGACAGUGAUGGGGAGGUGUAUGGCACAGAAGACCGUAUGUGUGAUGUGUGAUACAGGAACUGGCCAGUAUGUCCCACUGGCAGCCGGUGACAGUGAUGGGGAGGUGUAUGGAACUGUAGGCCAGUAUGUCCCGACUGGCAGCGAGACAGUGAUGGGGGGGGUGUAUGGAACUGUAGGCCAGUAUAAGUCCCACGACUGGCAGCUGCAGACAGUGAUGGGGAGGAACUGUAGGCCAGUAUGUCCCGACUGGCAGCCAGACAGUGAUGGGGAGGUGUAUGGUACAGAAGACUGUAUGUGUGAUGUGUGUUACAGGAACUGUAGGCCAGUAUGUCCUGACUGGCAGCGAGACAGUGAUGGGGAGGUGUAUGGAACUGUAGGCCAGUAUGUCCCGACUGGCAGCAAGACUGUAUGUGUGGUGUAUGUUACAGGAACUGUAGGCCAGUAUGUCCCGACUGGCAGCAAGACUGUAUGUGUGGUGUAUGUUACAGGAACUGUAGGCCAGUAUUUCCCGACUGGCAGCAAGACUGUAUGUGUGAUGUGUGUUACAGGAACUGUAGGCCAGAACUGUAGGCCAGUAUGUCCCGACUGGCAGUCAGACAGUGAUGGGGAGGUGUAUGGUACAGAAGACUGUACGUGUGAUGUGUGUUACAGGAACUGUAGGCCAGUAUGUCCCGACUGGCAGUCAGACAGUGAUGGGGAGGUGUAUGGAACUGUAGGCCAGUAUGUCCCGACUGGCAGUGAGACAGUGAUGGGGAGAUGUAUGGUACAGAAGACGGGAGAUGUGCUGCUGGGAACCACAACUGUUAAGCUGGUGUCUCUGCUGACGCACAGGACAGGUCUGCUGGGCUGGCACCCAGUAACAAUUCCAUCGUUGGGAUGGAAGACUUCGGAGGAAGGGGACGGGUGUGUUCAACAUGGGCUGCAGCAAGUGGGCGGGGGCCUGGAAUUAUCCAUCAGGUUUGCCCACCAGGAAGAUCGGGAGAAGGUCAUCCAUGCUGGUCGGAGUGUUGGGUGGUCCCCGACUCUACUGGGCCUGGAGGAUGAGGAGGACUGGGAGACAGAGGAUGAGGCUUCCCAUGGUCAGUGUAACCAGCUCACGAUAAGUGUGCAGGAUGUCUGCUUCCCUCUACAAAAUGCUCUCCUGACAGGCCACACCCAGCUUGAGCCUUCAGCCAAGUGCUAUAUCAGAUACAAGUUCUAUGACAAAGGUGCUGUGUCCACCAAGCUGUCAGUGUUGCAACAGAAUGAGGAUGCCUCCGUCUCCACUACCUUUCGUCAUAAACACUGCUUCUUAGUGCCGAGGUCCAGUCCUUUCCACUGGUAUUUACGUGAGGAAAGGCUGGAGGUACAGGUUUGGGUGAGUUAUGUGUCCGGCAGAGACAAGCAGAGUCGUCCCCAUCACCGUGACAAGCUGGUGGGAUCAGCCUACAUAGAGCUGGGCAGUCUUGCUGACACUUCCAGAAAACAGCAUCGUCUCAGUGGUGUGUACUCAGUCUUGAAGCCAGGAGCAGCCAGUCUGGGAGGGGCGUGUGUCCACACUCAAGUGACCAGUAAACUCCUGACCAAGGGCAUGACACAGGCCAUGGAGGACAAUGAGGACGUGGUCGAGAAUGAGCUGUCUGAGGAGGACUAUGACACAGAGGACAGCUUCCAUCACCUUAGAACAGAAAGUACUCACAAGGUGAAGGACAAGUACCUCCACUCCGCUGACAGCUGCUCUCCAAGGUUUGCUGUGCACAUCUUCAUAGAGAGAGCAAUGCAUCUGCCUCGGGUGACAGAGAAAAACAAGUGUGGCGAGAGUGAGCCCAGUACAUACGUAUCGUACCAGACGGCAGAGAAGUCAACCCCGUCAUGCACAGCCAUUAUUCCCCAAACUUCCAAUCCAGUGUGGGAGCAUGAGGACCAUACCCAUCUCUCCACCGAGCUGCUGUACCAGGACAACAAGAACCUAGUACUGAAGGUGUGGCACAAGCCAGUAGAGGCAGCCAAGCAGCCGGACAAGUCAAGUGACCGCGUCCUGGGGUUUGUGACAGUGGACCUGGCACCUCUGUCAUCAGGACUACUGCAGAUCUGUGGCUGGUACAACAUACUUGACUUCACCGGACAGUGCAAAGGGCAAAUCAAGGUGAGCAUUGUCCCAGAAGAACCACUGAGCCAGUCUCCGCAGCCAGAUGGAGUGUCUUCACAGACCAGCCUCCCCUCCCGUGUGUCCAGCAGCUUCCAUCAUGUUCCUUCCCUCCACCUGCAACCAGCAUCACUCCCUGCAUCGCUGCCACGCCUCCAGGAGCACAUGGCCAUCAUCAGACAGCAGUUGCAGCAGAGACAGGCCGAGUCACUCCCGGCAGCCGAUGUCUCCCCCACAGCAGACACCCAGCACUGGCAGCCCCACUUCCCGAACCUCCCUGAUCCAACACAGGAUACGUCCAAGUCCUACCUCUUCACGUCACUCAGGAAGCAGCUGGAGGACUUAGACAGCAUCACUUCUCGGUUGAAGGAGAAGCUUGGAUCUGACAGUGUUGAGGAUGGAGAGAGACAGCCAGUGAGAACAUCUAGGAUGGUCCUGACUGGCACAUUUGCUGGUCUGAGUACAAUCCAUUCUGUGUCCUCACAGGGAGAUGCUGUGGAACACAUAGAGGGGAACAGUGGUGUGUCUCGUUCCUCUAACAUCGCUGCUGAUUCAGGAGCCUACUCUGUGGAGAACUCCUCAGAAAACACAGGUGCUGACAGCCAGAGAAGUGAGCGACCAGGCAUGUUCACAACGCCACGUGAUCCUGGAUCUAGUAACAACGGCUCAGAUUCUGGUGUCAACAAAGACUCAAGCUCAAGUCUGAGAACACCGAGAGAAUGGCAGGACUCAAAUGGUAUUGGCCUGCCACAAGUGCAAAUAAACUCUGCCAAGGAUUUAACAAAUAAUAGUGAUAGGUUGGUUUUCACCGAAGGAGGCGAUGUUAUGGGUGAGUUCCUCAUGACAGUGGACACCCCACGGGAUGGGCUGUCUAACUAUGAGACCAGCCAGGGAUUCGUGCCAGGUCAGAUGCUGCCAUCUCCCAGCCAAGGCUCCAUGGAGUCCAGACCUCAUGCUAGGAGUCACGUGGAGCAAGACAUCCAGGAGAGUAUGCAAGAGUCGGACUCAGACAGGGAGGAGGGGGAGCAGUACGGGAACUACCACCGCUACCGAGAGAUGCUGGACAGUGAGGAGUUGGAAGCUGAUGAUGAAGGUGAGGGAGUGGAGAUUGUUCAUCCUCGAAGGAUUAACGAUGUGUCCGGCAUGCUUGCCGGCUGCUAUUCAGGACUGAAAGGUGAUUCUGAUGGGAGACUUGUCAGUAAUGGUCAAAGUCAGGGUUUUGAUGACCCACGAUGUGAAGCAGCCCAGACUGUUGCAAAAGAUGAUAAAACAGUUCAGAAAACACACUUAGCUCAGCCUGGAUUCAGACAAGUCCAGCAAACUUAUGGAGAAGAUAGUGUACACCAUGACACAGAAAACAGUGUGACCAAGUCAAGGCCACGGACACUUGUAGACAGUUGGCUGUCUGAGACUGAUGAUGUUGUUGGUGAAGGAGGAGAGACUCCUCGAGAAGUGAGCUACACAGAGGAUAUGGAUGAAGCCACUCCAAGAAAGAUGCCCCCAGCUCAAGCUGGUCGUACCACACCCACACUGUUGUCUAAUGUGGAGCUUCUUGACACUCUGACAUCCACCUUGGAAACAGGGGAACAGCCUAGAGAGGAGAUGGACCACACACACAGGCUGCAGUCAGAACGUCUGCUGUCCAACAUAGACCUUGAGUCUGUCACAACGUACAACACCAGCCAUAGACCAGACUCUGGCAGCAGUAAGAUCUCAGGUCGAUCUUCUGGUCUCAGCAGCAACAGGAAGGAUGAAGACAUUGUGGAGGACACAGCAGAGGAAGGCCUUGAAUGGACAGGGGACGAACGUCGAGAACGAUUUGAUGCUGUGAGACAGGAAAUGGAUGACUUUUUUUCCAGACAAAAGGAGAGAGAUGGAACUGUGGAGGAGUCAAUCUUUCCUGCGUCAAAGCACCUGUCUCUGUCUGGUGACAUGUCCACCCACAGCAGCGGUCAGAACCUGCAUCACACAAUACAGCACGUGCAGCAGGGCUACGACACAAACACCGAGCUGCACAGUGACCGCACCACCGAGGACAGCGGGCUGGAGAGUGGAACAAAGUCAUCCCAAGAUGAGAAAGAAGCAUUCUCCAUGUUUGAUAUCGCUCACAGAACUGACCACAUGCCCAACUUCUUCUUGCCGCCGGAGAACCUCCAGGCUUCCAUGAGGGCUCUUCAGGUGGCCACAGCUGCAGCAACUCACAUGACACAGGACCCAGGUCGUGCUGCCGAGAAGGUCCAGGCCACCUCACAGUUAGCACACAGGUUAGCUGCAGGGUCAAAGAUCAAAUUUGCCCCAGUCUCAGCUAAAGGGAGACAACAUCCAACGGCUGAUGAAGCAAAACGAAUAGCAAAGAUAUUUUCUUCUAGAAUGAAGUAGAUUGGACUUAGCAACAUUUGUUUUAUGAAGAACUAUGUAAUUGUUUUGUCACUUUCCAUUGUGAGGAUAUUUGACUUGAAUUACAGGUAAAGGCAUUUGAUCUGUAUUUGAACAGGUGUGUGGUAAGUACAAUGUAACUCAAGGUCCAUGAUAAGCUGUACAUUCAAGGACCAGUUUCUGCAAUGUAUUCCACAGCAGUGUAGCCAGUUUUCAACUCUUAUUACAUCUGUGUUAUCAACACCAUGUUCAUGGGGUAGUAUAUGUACUUGACGUAACCAUCUCCUGGUACAUACUCACCUGCUUGUGUAGCCUCACUUUGAUAUUUAACUUCUGUUACCUCAGGGUGCGUAUCUACCACAAGAUACUGUUAUCCGUUAUCUGUUAUAUGUUAACUUGUGAUCCUAUCAUAUAACAAUGUUCCAUGUAUAGCAUUUGUAGAAUUAUGUAACAUUGCGGCAGUACCAUGUAACAUUGUACCUGGGAAAUGUGACAUUGUUACUAGUUACACAGUUCUUGUUUCAUGUAGCAUAGUUGGUGUAUCAUGUAACAUUGUUGCUGUAUCAUGUAACAUUGUUGCUGUACUGUUGCAUACUUGCUGUAUCAUGUAACAUUGUUGCUGUAUCAUGUAACAUUGUUGCUGUACUGUUGCAUACUUGCUGUAUCAUGUAACACUGUUGCUGUAUCAUGUAACAUUGUUGCUGUACUGUUGCAUACUUGCUGUAUCAUGUAACAUUGUUGCUGUAUCAUGUAACAUUGUUGCUGUACUGUUGCAUACUUGCUGUAUCAUGUAACAUUGUUGCUGUAUCAUGUAACAUUGCUGCUGUAUCAUGUAACAUUGUUGCUGUACUGUUGCAUACUUGCUGUAUCAUGUAACAUUGUUGCUGUAUCAUGUAACAUUGUUGCUGUACUGUUGCAUACUUGCUGUAUCAUGUAACAUUGUUGCUGUAUCAUGUAACAUUGCUGCUGUAUCAUGUAACAUUGUUGCUGUAUCAUGUAACAUUGUUGCUGUACUGUUGCAUACUUGCUGUAUCAUGUAACAUUGUUGCUGUAUCAUGUAACAUUGUUGCUGUAUCAUGUAACAUUGUUGCUUUACUGUUGCAUACUUGCUGUAUCAUGUAACAUUGUUGCUUUACUGUAACAUUUUUGCUGUAUCAUGUAACAUUUCUGUACAUUAACUUAAGAAUGCUGCAUUAUUUCAACUGGUGUAGAUCUGUACAUAGCACUGAUGAGAGGACAUUCAAGUGUAUAUACAUCUUGUUGUCUGUGAUAAGUUCCCUCAUCACCAUAGUCUUUCACACUAGUUGGCCCAUCAGUCGCCACAUGGCAGCAUGGAGAUUCUAGGUAAUUGUAAGUGUAGAAGUAGAUUCUGCCAUUCCUCUUAUGAUUUACCUGUACAUAGGAUAUUGUAUAUAUAAACAAUGUACAUAGAGAUACCUGUAUAUACAUCAUAGCAGGGAGUUAUCAUUAAUAGACUCACUCAUAACUUGACGAAGAAAGAAUGUAGAAAUCUUUUGGACACCUCCCCUUCCUGUGUGGUUCCACCAGCAAGUUUGGGAUACCAGUGACUCCUGCUGUGGUGAUUACACCUGAUAGGGACUUCCAUAGGAUGAUGUCACCAGGCAACAGGUAGGGGCUUGACCCUUCCAUAGGAUGAUAUCACCAGGCAACAAGUAGGGGCUUGACCCUUCCAUAGGAUGAUGUCACCAGGCAACAGAUAGGGGCUUGACCCUUCAAUAGGAGAUGUCACCAGGCAACAAGUAGGGGCUUGACCCUUCCAUAGGAUGAUGUCACCAGGCAACAAGCAGGGGCUUGACCCUUCCAUAGGAUGAUGUCACCAGGCAACAAGUAGGGGCUUGACCCUUCCAUAGGAGAUGUCACCAGGCAACAGAUAGGGGCUUGACCCUUCAAUAGGAGAUGUCACCAGGCAACAAGUAGGGGCUUGACCCUCCUUUAAGAUGGUAUCCGAAGACAGUGAAGCAGUCUGCUGUCCCUGACAGAGUCAGCGAGUGUAUAUCCACUUACAAGGCAUUAUCAUGGCAUUCCUUCAUGUAUGAAGAGUUAACCAUGUAGGUUCUGGAUGAAGUGACAGUAAUAGGUUCAGUCCAGUACAAGAAACACAUCCCACAGUGCUAUAUUUAUUGUUGUAUGUACCACUGCAUGUAGACACCCACACCCACACCCCCACCCAGCAUCCCCCUAGAUCAGUGUGUCUGGGAAUGUGUACCCUGAGAUAUGGCACAUAAUCACCCAGCUACAUCAUAUGUAAAUUAUCGAGGUAUAUCUCAUUUCAUGUGUCACUAGAGAUUUAGUUACAAAUAUAUCAUUGAAGACCUCAUACAGUGAAGAAAUACUUACUGUGUUUAUCUUAGAGGUAGUGAAAUAUAUGUUAUUGUUUUUAUGUAUAUGUUGUUCUUGAGUAUUUUCACAUGUUGAAAGAAGUGCCAUGCAACACAGACACAAUGUCAGCCAGCUAUGAAAUAGUUUUUCUCACUUUUAUACUAUGGAGAUUAUGACGUUUGUCAUGUAGUAUGUAAUGUCCUAUUACACAGAUGGACAGUGAUGAGUGGACACCCAAAGGUGGACACCCACAGGCCAGUUGGGCUGGAGACCUUUGUUGACCCUGUUGUAGUACUGUAUCAUCUCUAGUCACAUGACUGAUUCCGUCCAUACACAGCACCUGUCUCGGCCAGUAGCAGUAUAGCAAGGUCUUCCCUACAGAAAUCUGGGGAUGGUAUUGGGUGAUUAAUUAGCAUCCUGAAUGUUCACAUACUGGUGGUUGCAAGUGUCAGUUCUCAUGAAUGAAGUGCCUCGCAUCAAAAGCCCUCCAAAGUGACCAAAGAUUACCUACACUUUUCUGAUGCAAAACCUGGCAUUGUACUGUGUGUAAGAUGUUUCAUACAACGAAAAGAGAGUGUCUUUUAUUUGAAUUCAUGUUUGACUUAAAGGCUUCUUUGAUCUUACAUAAAUAAGGAAAGUAUCUUGAAUAGGAUGAGCGUUGUGGAGAAAGUCCUAAAGUGCCUGUAAUGCAAUCCUUCAUGUGCCCAUUAUUCUAUACAUUCCAUACUUGGGGUAUACAAUCUGUACAAUCCAUGUCUGCAUAUAUAGUCUGUAUGACCCAUCCCGGCGAUAAAUAGUCUGUAUGACCCAUCCAAGCAAUAUAUAGUCUGUAUGACCCAUCCCGGCGAUAUAUAGUCUAUUUGACCCAUCCCUCCACUAAGUAGUCUGUUUGACCCAUCCCUGCAGUAUACAGUCUGUAUGACCCAUCCUUGCUAUAUACAGUCUGUAUGAUCCAUGAAUUUGAUAUUCAUUCUGUAUGACCCAUGAAUGUGUAAUACAGCCUACAACCCAUGCCUGUGGCAUACUAUCCAUAUAACUCAUGUCUGUGGUAUACAGUCUGUACAACCCAUGCCUGCAGUACCUGGUCCAUAUUACCCCAUCUGAAUAUUACCCAUCCUUAGUUCUGAUUUGUAAUACUGCUCUCUGUUGUUGAAAAGUUCCUACUGUGGUGUAAGCCUUUCACACACACCCACCCCCUACAUACGUCAUGAAGGAUUCGAGAUUCAGCGUAUGUGUCCGAAACGUGGAUAUUGACACUGUUUCUAUCACUACUUAUUUACUGUGUUGUACCCCAUGUCCUGUGUACCAACACACAUGAUCUAUUUCCUUGAUAUAUAUGAUGUACCUGAUACAUGCGGUUGAUAUUAAUUCUGUACUUGAUACAUAUAAAGCAUGUAUCUGAUACAUACUAUACAUGUACCUGGUAGAUAUGAUGUACCUGAUACAUGUACCUAAUACAUAUGUGUACCUGAUGCAUAUGGUACCUGCACCUGACAUAUAUGAUAUAAGUUUUAUGUUUGCCUUAUAAAACUUGGUGCCAAAGUGUCUUCCAUCAUUCCAUCCACUUGUACUAUGUAGCCAGUUGACAGCGGAAGUAGACUGGCGUUCAGACACUGACAUAUCUGUUUCCUCAUACAGCACAACCAUGACAAAUUAUCAGCAGUUUUAUCAAAUUCCGAAAAUACAUAACUAGAUGUGAAACUUACUUCUAUCCCCAACUAAAGGCCCAUUUUAAAAAAUCUGAAUCAGUUAUUAAAUUGUCAGGCGUGUGAUUGAUCCUACCUUUUGACAUAAUUCAAGGUCAAAGGUCAAAGGUCAAUGACCGAACUGCUUUAAUGAACUACCAGACUGAACCACCUGACCUAAAUCCAUCAUGUUCAACUUCUGCUGUCAGCAGUGUGUUGUCCUGUGCUUUACCACCAGGGCACAAUCCUGGGCUGGCCACAGGUAUACUUCUAUAUACAUAGUCCAACUGUAGCACCAGUUAACAGGCCUGGAGUUGGUACAGAUGUACUUCUAUAUACAUAGUCCAACUGUAGCUCCAGUUAACAGGCCUGGAGUUGCUAUAGAUGUACUUCUAUAUACAUGGUCCAACUGUAGCACCAGUUAACAGGCCUGGAGUUGCUAUAGAUGUACUUCUAUAUACAUAGAGUUGCUAUAGAUGUACUUCUAUAUACAUAGUCCAACUGUAGCACCAGUUAACAGGCCUGGAGUUGCUAUAGAUGUACUUCUAUAUACAUGGUCCAACUGUAGCACCAGUUAACAGGCCUGGAGUUGCUAUAGAUGUACUUCUAUAUACAUGAGUCCAACUGUAGCACCAGUUAACAGGCCUGGAGUUGCUAUAGAUGUACUUCUAUACACGCAUCACCAGGUCAACGUAGAUGUACUUACAAUUGUACAUGUAGGAUGUAUUUAUGCAGUCAGGUAGAGCUACUUUCUAUAUGCAUGUAAAGCAGUUUUGUACUUAAUACUGUAUAUGUAUUGUAUUAUAGAAAAUUAAAUUAUUUCAAAUGAA